Molecule: messenger RNA, 1425 nt
Organism: Acanthamoeba castellanii str. Neff
Lineage: Eukaryota; Discosea; Longamoebia; Acanthamoebidae
Product: FYVE zinc finger domain/Ankyrin repeatcontaining protein
Exons: 3
Coding region: 1-1425 (474 amino acids)
Biological process (GO): positive regulation of transcription by RNA polymerase II
Cellular component (GO): nucleus
Molecular function (GO): metal ion binding; protein binding; transcription cis-regulatory region binding
Source: RefSeq, a predicted model, not a curated record
AUGAGCGACGGUCAGGAGCCGCAGGGAGAGGAGGGGGGAGAGCAGCAGGUGGGAUGGACCAGUGAGAUCCACGAAGCCGUGUGGCAGAACAACACCGAGAAGGUGCGACAGCUGAUCAACAGCCCACAAGGCGCGCCGCUGGACCUGGAGGCCGUGGUGGAAGAUUGCACGCCGCUCUACUUGGCCUGCCUCAAGGGCCACACCGAUGUGGCCGAGAUUCUCAUCAAGGGAGGCGCCAAGGUCGACGGCGAUUCGCCGCCGGUCUUCGCGGCUGCGGGCAAGGGCAAUCUCGAUCUCGUGCGCCUGCUGUUGAAAAAUGGCGCCAAUCCGUCGGCUUUCUCGUCGCAGCAUGCCGGCUGCUGCGGCCUCCACAUCGCCGCCGAGAAGAACUACGUCGAUGUCGUUCGUGCGCUGCUCGAGGCCGGCGUCGAGGUCAACAUUCGAUCCGAGAAGCAGAAGCUGACGCCCCUCAUCUCGGCCGCCUGCUGCGGUUCGCUCGACGCGGUCAAGGUUCUCAUCGAGGCCGGCGCCGAUGUCGAUGCCCAAUCGUCGACGGGCAACACGGCCCUCAUGCUUGCCAUCGAUCGCGGCAAAAUUGACGUCGCCACCACGCUCAUCGAUUCGGGCGCCAACCUCGAGAUCAAGGGCCAGAAGGGCUGGACCGCUCUCCACAACGCCGCCAGCGGGGGCGACAAGGGCUACCGCGAGGUGGCCGAGGCGCUCCUCAAGGCCAAUGCCUCGGUCGAUGCGCUGUCCGAGACCAUGCUCACGCCCCUUCACGAGGCUGCCGGCAAGUCGCUCACCGAUCUCGUGCGCCUGCUCGUGGACCACGGUGCCAACGUCAACGCGCGCGACAAGUUCAACAACACGCCCCUCCGGAUGUGCGCCUCCAACGCGCAGUCGUUCGCCUCCCUCGACAGCUUCAAGCAGACCGUCCAGACCCUGCUGGACGCCGGCGCCGACAUCAAUGCCGGUACCACGAUUAACACCACCUCGCUCCACUCGGUGGUCAAGUGGGGCAACCCCGACGCCGUGCGCUUCAUGCUCGACCACGGCGCCGACCCCAACGUGAGGACCACCAAGGGCGAGCUCCCCAUUGAUUUUGCCAAGGAGCCCGCAAUCCGCGCCCUCCUCGAGCCCGUCACCAAGGCCGCCGCCAAGACCGACAAGCCCACCAACGGCCCCGCCGACGCCAAGGGGGCCAAGGCCGACAAGAACGUUUCCCGGAGCAAAUACAGCCACGACAACUGGCAGCCCGACAACACGACUCCCGAGUGCAUGCACUGCUCGAAGAAGUUCACUCUCAUCGUCAGAAAGUGCACGCCACACCGCAUGCGUCUGCCCGACAAGGGCAUGAAGGAGCCAGUGCGCGUAUGCGUGGUGUGCGCCGACACGAACACAAACACCAAGGCCAAGUCGAACUAA